GCAGCUGCUGCCACGGAGAUGGAGGCUACAGCACUGCGGGAAUAACUGGGUCCACUACAGGAUUCAGUUUACUGACUUUUUCUCUCAAGGAGCGGCGUUAUCCGUGACGCUAAUAAUGUGCGGGAGGAGUUCAGUCUUGCAGCUGUCUCUGGGCUAAACCUGCCAACCUUGAAGCGGGAGGUCGGUUCGGACGGCCAGAACGCCUCGGUACCGCUUCUGCAGCAGCAAACCGGAUCUCACGUCCAACCUGGAGACUUUUUUUUUUUUUUUUUUUUUUUUUUGCUGCACUCACGAUGAUCUGAGCGUGACUUCUUGGCGCUGAGCAGAGACGAUCCUCCUCUCUCGCUCUUUCUCUCUCCCCCUUCCUUCCUUCCUUUCUUUCUCUCCCGCCUCCCCCUCCUCCCUUGCCUGCCUUUUCUUUCUCUCUUUUCUUUUCGCGGGUUCAGCACCGGCUGCCCAGUCACUGAGCCGCUGUUUUCCAGCGCCGGGGAAGCCGACAGCGAUGGGACGACUCGGUUUCAGCACCACGGAGAGCGCCCGACUUUUACCGCUCAGUGUGUUGGGUGUGCUGCUGGCGCUGUCCGUGGUGCUGGCGGAGCAGGAGGGGGAGAACCUGUCCGGUCUCUCCAACAACCCGGACAAAGCGAUCUUCGCGGUCCGGGAGAACAGCACGACAUGCCUGAUGGUGGAGUUCGCCGUGAAAUUCCUCGUGCCAUAUGACGUGCUCGCGCUCAACGGGAUAGACUUGAUCACCGAGCAGGCGUCCUUCACUCUGCCCCGGAAUGCAGAAAUCGAGGGGAAAUGUGGUAGCACCGAGUCAGAAAUCCACAUCUCCUGGAAGAACAACGCCUACACGCUCCGCAUCUACUUCUCUAAGGAGUUCCGUGACAAGGGCAUCGAAGUGUGGAAGAUUAGCAGGGUCCAGUUCGUCUACGACACCUCGGAGACAUCGCAUUUCAUCAACGCGUACAACCCUGGGAAGCACACAGCCAGCACCCAUCGCCUCUCGGCCCUGGUGACCCCCGCCGGCCACUCCUACUUGUGCACGGCCCAGCAGACCCUCACACUCAUCUCCAGCGACCACCAGAAGGGCGUCACCGUCUCCAUGUAUGACAUCCAGAUCCAGCCCUUCGACAUCGCCUCCGACUUCAUGUUCAGCGAACCCUACAAGUGCAUCACCGACCAGCGGGAGCGCCUGGAGGAGACCCUCCCCCUCGUCCUGGGCCUCAUUCUGGCCCUGAUAAUCGUCAUCACGCUCACCGUCUACCACUUCCACCUGAAGCUGACGGCCAGCCAGCCCCAGCUCCCCAGAGAUCGCUCCAUGUACAAGAACAUGUAGUCGGCGGCUGCGGCGGCUCCCUCAGCUCUCUCCAAAGCUAAAACCUGAUAACAGACUCGUGUCCUCGACGUUCCAGGCCUCUAACACCACAGAGGAUGGUGCCCCGGCGCUGGACUGAAUCCCUGAUCGACACGUGUGCAGCCUGUACAAGUUACUGCCCACUGGAACUUUUCUGAACAGCUAAAACACAAGUUAAAGGGACAGCUUGGGGCCUAGCAUGGAUGUAGUUGGAGGGUAAACCCACCAAAAUUUACCUUGUCGCCGAUUUGAAUCUUAACGCCAUAACUAGUCCACAUUUCAGAGCUUAGAGUUUCAAUGAAAAUACAAAAAAAAAUGCUGAUUUUUCCUUCAGAUUGGUGGCUGUUAGUCAUCUAAACAUCUUGAGUUGACCUGUUUUUUUCCCAUCACAUAACAGUAACUUCCUGAGCUUCUGGCUGCUGUCAUUUGCCAUCUUCUCCUCUUCUCUCUGAAACUGCUGCUAAAUAAUUUCAACACCCUUCGUCGGUUCUGUAUUUGCAAACCUCGCUAUACUUUUUGCCUUUUAUUUCCACCUUUUGAAUGCAACCAUAGUGACAGUGGACAGUCUUGUAGUGUGCAGUGCAGUGGCAUUCAGAGUCGCAAUGUUUUUGCUUUGACUUCGAAUCUUUUCUCCACGACGAUGUAUGGAACAUAUCAAAAGGAAGAAAGAAACGUGUGAAAAUCUGACAUAAAUUAGGUGAAGAAUUUAUCAGAACGUCAUGAGAGAGUGUUUAUGAAAAUGCAAGGAAGUUAAUAAAGAAUAAAAAAUAAAUAGAUGUGUAAGAUAUUUUCAGAAUCAAAGUCUAUGCAUAAACCUCUGCUGAUGCAAUCUUGUGCAGUAUUCUUGUUCUGUUUGAAAUAAAUUGCUGGGGUCAUCUCUA
Molecule: messenger RNA, 2238 nt
Organism: Amphiprion ocellaris (clown anemonefish)
Lineage: Eukaryota; Metazoa; Chordata; Actinopteri; Pomacentridae
Gene: lamp5
Product: lysosomal associated membrane protein family member 5
Exons: 6
Coding region: 503-1339 (278 amino acids)
Cellular component (GO): membrane
Source: RefSeq, a predicted model, not a curated record